Danio rerio (zebrafish) is the source of this 7696-nucleotide messenger RNA. The record is from RefSeq and is a predicted model, not a curated record. NCBI's taxonomy places the organism in Eukaryota, Metazoa, Chordata, Actinopteri, Cypriniformes, Danionidae.
GGAAACGCUUGUCAUUUACCCUGUAGGUGAUGUACAGUGCGCUCGUGGCCAGACAAAACUUGGUUUACAUUCACCACGUCCACACACACUGACCGCGAGCGAAGCGGGAGAGGGAUUUUGUCGUGACAAGAAUGCAGAAGCAAAGUUUGCCGUGAAAACUGAUUUACUUUAACAGAGGAGCGCGUGACACCAUCUCGCAGCUUCAUUUUCUUCUUUUCAAAGGUGUAUACCUCCCACCCCGCCCCACCACGGCCCUCACCUGUGUGUUGCGGUGCUUCCCUUGUGAGCCGACCUGGGCCGGCAGCCCGUUCUUGCACCGCCCGCCGACCCGGCCCAUGGUCACCAUGACGCGCUCCAAAACCUUCCAGGCAUAUCUGCCCAACUGCCACCGCACCUACAGCUGCAUCCACUGCAGAGCACACCUGGCCAACCAUGACGAGCUCAUCUCCAAGUCCUUUCAAGGAAGUCAGGGCAGAGCAUAUCUGUUCAACUCUGUGGUGAAUGUGGGAUGUGGUCCCGCAGAGGAGAGGGUUUUGCUUACAGGGCUCCAUGCUGUGGCUGAUAUCUACUGCGAAAACUGCAAAACUACACUGGGCUGGAAAUAUGAACAUGCCUUUGAGAGCAGCCAGAAGUACAAGGAGGGCAAGUUCAUUAUCGAGCUCGCCCACAUGAUCAAGGACAAUGGCUGGGACUGAGCGAGCGUCCUGGAGAGAGCAAACCUAUGACGGGUGGAUGGUGAAUGUGUGGGUGAAUGACUGACUUUGGUUUGCCAUUACCCUCUUAAACCUUCUUUUACCCUCCAUCUCCUGCUGACACACACACACACACACACACACACACACCCCUUGCCUGACCAGAAACAGGAAAAGGGGACGCCCUAAGGGGCUUUGUGUGUCUGGAGGAGAGCGUGAGCAUGUGUGUGUGUGGAUGUGUGUGUCCGCCCGGCACAUGGGAGCACACUGAGAUACAUGAAUGCAUACACAAGGUGUACAGACAUACGUGUGUAAAAACAACAGUAUACCGCAUGUCAUGCUCAUCUCAGCCAGACUGUUUAUACUACAAGCGGCUCUAUUCAUAUGCGUACAUGACAUAAGGCAGGGCUCAGAGGGAAUGUGGUGCUUGGCAGGAUCAGGGUCACGAGUUCUCCGAGCUGAUGGGGCUUUCUCCACUUUAUGUCAGUGAGAAACUACCAGGCUGACCUCUGCCAAUUCAGCUGAGGUUAGCACCAUCUGCGCCCGUGAGGAGGCCUGGCAUGAAGAGAUCUCUGAAUGGAGCUCUGACAGACCAAUAGUGAUGGGUUGUUCUUGAAUGAUUUGUUCAUUUUGUAUGACUCGUGAACGAUGAGUCCUCUGAGGGAGUGAUUCGUUCAUUGUGCAGGUGGAGUAUAAGAUUAGUUCCUUCUUUGAGUCUUCUAUCGGGUUUGAGUCGUUUGUUCAUUAUGUGAAAGACAGAAGCCAGUCAUGCAUUUAGAACCGGAAAAAGAUUUGAUCUGUUCAUCUCUCGAGUCCUUGGUUUGAGUCGUUCGUUCAUCGAGUAAAAGACAGAAGCCAAACAUACUGUAUGCAUUUAGAGCAGGAAAAAGAUUAAUUUCUCGAGUCCUCGGUUUGAGUCGUUCUUUUAUCACGUAAAAGACAGAAGCAGUCAUGUGCAUUUAAAGCUGGAAAAAGAUUUGAUCUGUUUCUUGAAUCCUCAGUUUGAGUUGUUCUUUUAUCACAUGAAAAGCAGAAGCCAAUCUUAUCCAUUUAAAGCCAGAAAAAGAUUUGAUCCGUUUAUUUCUUGAGUUCUCAGUUUGGGUCAUUCAUUCAUCACGUGAAAGACAGAAGCCAAUCAUGUGCAUUCAGAGCUUUGAUCUGUUUUAAAAGAUUUGAUCGAAUUUUGUUUCUCGAAUCCUGGCUUCGAGUCAUUCGUUCAUCAAAUAAAAGACAGAAGCCAGUCAUAUGCGUUUAGAGAUGCAAAAAGAUUUGAUCCGUUUAUCUUUCGAGUCCUCGAGUUUAAAUCAUCGCACUUUACAUGAAGUCACGUGAUAAAUCAACGACUCAAAAUCCUGUAGACUCGAAAAGUGAACUAAUCACGGCUCCUUUCAGCUAAGACUGUGUGCUUUGGUUAAGCUUAUAUGGGUCCGUUAGGCUGCAUUUACACUGCGUGGUUCAAGUGACUGGAUUCCAAUUUUUUUUUCCUCCCACAUCUGAUGUGGCACAGAUCGGUUAUGGCCCAUGGAUGUUCAAGCAGGAAAAAAUCAGAUUGAUUCCGAUUUACUCAGGCCUUGUUCAUAUGUGGAAAUUUAUUUGUUAUGAAUCGGAUCUGUGCUGUCGUGUCUGCAGUGUAAACAGGCAGAUUGGAUUUUCACCUGCCAAUGCGAGUCGAACGUCGUUUAAAACCAUAUCGAAUGACGAACUCUGAAGCUUUAAUUUCAGAACAGACUUCAGCAGAGUCCUAAACCUUAAAUCUCGUACACGAGGACUAAAAAAGCUUUUAUAUUGUCAUGUAGCACAAGUGUUUAAGCAUGUUAAGGAGAUAGAGAGAAAGCGAGAGAGUAACAUCCGCUACGUAACCAAUAUAAACUUAUAAAACUUUGGCAUACGUCACAUGCAUAAAUCGUGCCAUGGACAUUACAUUAAGAUGCCUACUGGUUUAAAAAUGUCUUAUAGAUUAAUAGAAGAUGGCAAAUCGAGAAAUUUUCUGUCAUAAUCUAAAGUAAAACAACUAGUCAAAAAGAAUAAUAAAAAUAUAUGAACAGAUUAAAAAAAGGAAUGGAAAAUAAAGCGCUCUAUUAUUAUCAGCUGUCAGUCAGCGCCCGCUCUUUUUUUUUUUCCUCGUCAUUGCGCCUUUUCUGUGUGGUGUGUAAAUACAGGCAAUCGGAUACAAGCGACUUUUAAAAGAUGAUGCAAGGAAGUCAAUCGUAUACAGUCACAAAAUUGACCAUCAAGAUCUGCAGUGUAAAUGCAGCCUUCGUGUGACAUGAACGAACUACUCAAAAAUAAUCUGACAUAAUCAUAGACAGAAGACCAGGUAAACAAUAAAUGAUUAUUUUCUCAUUCUUAUAGCAUUCUAGUUAUGACUUGUUUGUAGUGUGAGCAACGUUUGGUGUAGUAGUAGAUGAGUUUGUAAGCAACUAUUUUGCCAAAUUGAAAGAAAUGACUCGAAAAAAGAUUCAUUCUUGAUGAACGAUCUCAAUGAACGAGACUCAAAGGUCCGAGUCAGUAAAAUGAUCUGAACUUCCCAUCACUACAGACCAACAUGAGAAGCCUAGAGGAGUAGUUCACUCAAAAAUGAAAAUUUUGUCCAUUUUUAUCAAUCUGGUGGUGUUAUUGUACUGGGUUCAACGCUAAGAAUUUUUUCUACUGGUCCGAUCGGGCCAAUGAUUCAGAUUUUUACUUGCCCCACCAAAAAAAAAAAAGAGAGUGAGAGAAGUUAGUAGCUAUUUUUAGUCACAUAUAUAAAAUAAUGUGUCAAAAUUAAUGUCAGUGAAUCUAGUGAAAUAUUUAAAAUAUCUUAAUAAACGUAUAAUGAGCAAAAUUCAAAGUGUUAUGCAAACAAAAAGAGCAGUUUGGAAAAUGUGCAGGUAUUUUAUCGCAGUUUGUAAUUAUUUAACAAAAGGUGGUUGACUUGCCAAACUGACGGCAAAUUGAGCAAAACAUCAGUUCAUUUUUUUUGUUGUGUUGUUACCAUGUAAAUGUCUGCUUCCAAAAUGUUAGAAACACAUUUUUUUGUUCACCUUUAUAAUUUGAUGUUGCCGUCACUUCACAGGACUGGUUACCAGGUUACGGGGAAAAAAUAGCAUGCUCAAAACAUUAAAUCAGUUUAGAGAAAACGAAAAGCAAUAUGGUGUUUACGACAUCACAGAAAAUGUACAUUAAAGACUUAAAAGAACAAACUUAAAAAGCAUGCAAUUGACAAAUAGUUGCAGGCAAAUGAAACUUUAGUGACAAGGCAGCAUUGGCCCGAUCAGGCCAGUAUUGAUCCUGUCUACUGUCCCAAGCGUCUCUCGCGCUGGCCUCGGGCCAUUGGCCAGUCCUUAUUGUUGAGCCCUGUUGUAGGACAGUUUUUCACACUAGUCCAUAUAAUGGUAAUAUUCCGCAACCAGUAUUAAGGUUUCAAAAAGAUGCAAAUGUAUUGCAGAAUGGUCACAUGUGACUUAAUAUAUUUCAAGGCCAUUCUGCUUAAAAUAUAAGCCAUGUGUGCCAAGAGGCUAUUCUUUAAUACUGCUACAUUCUUUUUUUAAACACAUAAUGCUGGCUGCUAUUCAAUGCCAUUUACAUGAACAUUUUUGUGUAGAAAAUAUAAAGGACAUACAGCAUUGUGACAAUGCCAACAUGAGUAAAUAAUGAGUGAAUUUGGGAUUUUGACUGAACUAUCACUUAAAAGGACUAGCUCACUCAAAAAGUGUCUAAAGGUGGUCACAUUUAAUGUUAUGAGGCAAAAUUUCACUGAUGAAGUCCGAGUAUUUUAGUAGGAAUCCUUGUGUUCAGACGGCAGAAUUUGUUAGUUGAAGUUUGUUUCAUAAAUUGACUUAAUGACAAACAGAAAGAAGAAGAGAGAGUUACAUUCACACUGUCAGUCCAAAACUGUGUUUGUCUGAUUGGAACCUAAUCUCAAUGAUUGACUGUUCAAGCUGUAUAUUGUACUUGGCCAGAUCAGAUUUGUGUCACUUUGCAGACUUUUGUUUUACAGAUUAUCUGCAUUUGUUUCUAAGCAAUUAUAGCUAAAAACAUGCAAACGGAGGGUUUUAAAAUACAGAUGUCUUACAACACAAAACAAUUGGAAAGUUGGUGUGCAUUAUUAUAUUCCAUGCUAAUGACUGUCCAUUGAAUUCAAAGAAGAGUGAGGACCAGGUAAUCUUUGCUUUGAGUAAAUAAUGUUGUCCCGGUGGUCUCAUUGGGAUUUUACUUGGACAAUAUGUAACUGAGAAUGAGAAUUACAAACUAGGGGGUUUCCAAGGUCAAAAAUCUGAGAUGAAAUCUGCCUGCCUUGUUUGGGUGGUUUAAAACGUAAACACAGGUUUUCAAGUAUCUCAGGGUUCAGAUGCGAGGAUAGAUUGUAGCAUCUCGAUAGGGAGAUCUGUGGGAUCGUUGCAGCAGUGCAACAUUUGUAGUAUCAGACCUUCAUGGUGAAAGGGAAUCUGAGCCUGAGGCCAAAGCCCCCAAACUUCCAUCCAAUUUGUGUUCCGACCCUCACCUAUGAUUAUGAGCUUUAUUUGCGGCCAAAAGAACAAGAUUGAAGAAAGUGGCUCAGUGGAUAGCACUCACAACACUCACCUCACAGCAAGAAGGUCCCUGGUUCGAAUCCUAACUGAGCCAGGAAGAUUUUUUAUGUGGAGUUUGCAUGUUCUCUCCAUGUUUGCAUGGGUUUCCUUCACCUGCUCCAGUUUCCCUGACAGGUGAUUUGGAUCAUGUAAACUGACCAUAGUGUGUGUGUGAGAUUGUUGCACAGGUUAGUGCACUCUCAGAGCUGGGUGCUGCAGGAACGGCAUUCCCCAGUAAAACAUGCCAGGGUAACUAGCAUUUCAUUCUGUUGUAUCAACCCCUGAUAAAGAAGGAAACCAGACAAAAGAAAAUGAAUGAGUAAGAACAAGAUUGCCCAUUUAAGCAACUGUUUUCUCUGCAUGGGUGUCCGGACUGACCCUGUGAGGCAGGGUACGAAGCUCUGACCUUCUGAAGGAACAGAGUAUCACUGCUCCUCUACAUUUAAAUGAGUCAGUUUAGUGGUACAGAAAUCUUGUUAGGACACUUGCCUUCAGAAGAAGGUGUUUUAGCCAUUUCCAACAGGAGGCCUAACAUGCGAAUCCAGCUGUUGCAGUAGGACUCAAGUAUUCAGAAUUUUGCAUGAGGGCAAACAAUGUCCCUCUGCUAAAUUUGCUUAUGUUCAAGUAGGCUGCAUAAAUUCACUGAACUAGCAAGCCAACUGAGCUACAGUCACACUACAGAUGUAAUGGUGGGUGCCCCAGUGAAAACCAGGGUCAGCACCUCCAAAUCCAAAGCCCUAAUUCUUAGCCAGCAAACAGUUGACUGCCUUCUUCAGAUUGGCGUGAUAUGCUUCCCAAAAUGUAGGUGUCUUGUUCAUAAGUGAACACCUUCAAGAGAUUCCUCAACUCCUCAUGGGAUCAGUUGGUGGAUCAUAACGACAGAAGCAGUAAUGCAGUUUUCAUACACUGUGGUGAAGUGUCUUCACAUGUGGUCAUGAGGGUUGAGUAUUGACUGAAACAAAACAUUGUCUAUUUUAAAAGGUUGUCUGGGCUGACCCUCUGUGACGGCACCAGCUUCGGGCAUCUGGAAGAAACUCAAAACUAAAGCCUUUGCUCCUCUGCAUUGAAAGAGUAGGCUGAGGAGGUUCCUUGACAGCAACAAGUGGAGAUGUUCACUACACUGACACGACCGAAAGCUGAAAGAGUGUUUGAGCAGACCCUGCGAGACGAAGCUCAGACAUCCAGAAAGGAAUCAGGGCAGAGUCACUGCUCCUCGACGAUGACAGGAGCCAUUUGAGGUGGUUUAAAGAUCUGGAUAGGAUGCUUCCUAGAUGUCUACCAAUGGAUGUGUUCUCAACAUGUCCAGUUUGAAAUAGACCCCAGUCUCAGAACUUGCUGGGGGGAUUAUAUCUCCCAGCUGGUCUAGAAAUUAUUUGGUGUCCCCCAGGAGAAGCUGGAGGAAGUUUGCCUGGGAAGUUUAGAUGUUUGAUUGGUCUUAAGUAGUCUCCUGCCCCUACAACCUUGUUCUGGAUAAUUGGAAAAUGAAUGAGUGACAGGAUUUUCAACAACGUACAAAUAGCCUGAAACUUACAUUGAAAAGAAAAGUCCCUUCACACUUGCUAAAUGAUUUGACCACUUGAUUUGGACUGACAGUCUGAGUAGGGCUUUAGGUAACAGUUCCUGUGUGAGCAUUCAUUCUUUCAUCCCUACACUGUUGACUGUUUUGAUAGUGAAAUUUGGCUGAAAUAAUGCUAAUGUGCACCUUCAGAGGCUUAAAGUGAAGUUAACCAUCAAGCUUUUCACAUGAAGCAACCAUCUAACUGAUUUUGGAUGAAACAUACGCAUAGUUGAAUAUGUGAAUGUAAAGCUUUGUGUAUAACCGUUUACAAGGUGUUGUAUCUGGACAUCUUUGUGUCUGUGUUCCAUGUUCCAACAGUUUGUGCUGAUCCCAGUCGCACUGUGUUCAUUUGUACUGACUGUUCUUGCUCGUUAGCGGACUCUUGGGGGAAUAAGUACAUAAGAUGAGACUGUACACUGCCUAUCUGUUAGGUUCUUUAAAGUAAAACACUAUUCAUCAUAGCUCCUCAGUACCCAAGACAUGUGGAAAGACACUGCAGUGUCUCUGAAAACAAAAUCACCAAAGACCCAAAGGAAAACUGUUUGUUUGAAUAAAAUAAGGCUUUUUGCUUGGGUGCAGAGAACGGUAGCAUGUGGGAUUGCGUAUAGCAGAAAAACAAGCUUCACGACACAAUUUAAAUGAUGUGGUAAUAUAUAUGUGCACUGGCAUAUUUAUUCACCAUCACUUGAUUUUCAUCUGUGUCAGGGAUUAAACUGUUGAAUUUGUUAUCUGGUAUCAUCGUCACGCUUUAUGUCUGGACACCAAAAUUUACUACUUUUGUAUUCCAGUAAGAACUGUUAGUGUAUUUUAUAAACGGAUGAGGAGAGGAUAAUGAUAUUAUUGGAACUCCCAUCAACAUUGAUAUAAAAUGUCAAUAAAACUCAAAUAUUGAUGCA